Triticum urartu is the source of this 1694-nucleotide messenger RNA. Its product is annotated as CMP-sialic acid transporter 2. Lineage: Eukaryota; Viridiplantae; Streptophyta; Magnoliopsida; Poales; Poaceae. Gene Ontology annotation, molecular function: pyrimidine nucleotide-sugar transmembrane transporter activity. The record is from RefSeq and is a predicted model, not a curated record. Gene Ontology annotation, biological process: pyrimidine nucleotide-sugar transmembrane transport. Gene Ontology annotation, cellular component: Golgi membrane.
GAGGCCAAAGGAAAAGCUAGCACCAAAUCCCUCUCUCCGCUCUGUUUCUGGAGGUGUUUCUCUUCUUCCUCGCCGCCGUGAUUCUUUCCUCACUCCCCACCCCAGCCCGCUCCGCGCUUGCUCACUACCGAUCCCACGGGGAGGGCCCGGCGGCCAAUCUCCGCCUCCAGCAUCCUCGAGCCUCGCGCCUCGCGCCUCCACCUCCCACUCCCGAGCCGGCAACCGCGGCAGCAGGAGCGGCGAGAGGAGGACAAGGCGAAGGCCCGAGAGGACGCAAUGGAGUACAGAAGAGUGAAGGAUCAGGAGAGUUAUGACGCCAUAUCUCAGAAGGACAUAGAAAGCCCUGAUGGGAGGUCUCUUUCUAGCACUGCAGCAACUUCCCCCCUUGGCACCGCAGGAGGUUCGAAGGGCAAGAAUAGUUGGAAGCAAAAGUCUAUUGUAACAAUUGCGUUGACAUUACUAACAAGUUCCCAGGCAAUACUGAUUGUGUGGUCAAAAAGAGCUGGAAAGUAUGAAUAUAGUGUCACAACAGCAAACUUUUCGGUGGAAGCUUUAAAAUGUCUAUUAUCACUUCUAGCCCUGUACAGAACAUGGAACAGUCAAGGUGUUACAGAAGAUAAUAGGUUAAGUACAUCAUUUGACGAAGUUAGUGUUUAUCCUAUCCCUGCCGCACUUUACAUGGUAAAGAAUCUAUUGCAGUAUUACAUCUUCGCCUAUGUGGAUGCACCAGCUUACCAGAUCCUGAAGAACCUGAAUAUUAUCAGCACUGGUGUCUUAUACCGUAUCAUUUUAAAGAAAAAAUUAAGUGAAAUUCAGUGGGCUGCAUUUAUUCUCUUAUGUGCUGGCUGCACUACGGCUCAGCUAAACCCCUCAUCAGACCAUGUUCUUCAAACGCCAAUUCAAGGUUGGAUGAUGGCCAUUGUGAUGGCUCUUCUAAGUGGUUUUGCUGGGGUAUACACAGAAGCUAUAAUAAAAAAAAGUCCUUCGAGAAACAUCAAUGUGCAGAAUUUCUGGCUGUACAUUUUUGGAAUGCUCUUCAACUUAGUUGCCAUUUGUGUUCAGGACUUUGAUGCUGUCAUGAACAAAGGCUUUUUUCAUGGCUACUCGUUUAUUACACUUCUGAUGAUUCUUAACCAUGCACUCAGUGGCAUUGCUGUAUCAAUGGUGAUGAAGUAUGCUGACAAUAUUGUCAAGGUGUAUUCAACUUCAGUCGCAAUGCUUCUGACAGCAAUCGUAUCUGUCUUCUUGUUCGGCUUCAAUCUGUCCCUUGCAUUCUUCCUUGGGUCUACGGUCGUUUCGAUAUCGGUGUAUCUGCAUUCUGUCGGGAAGCCACAGCAGCAGAAAUGAGUUCCGCCCCCAUCUUUCUUUCCAAGAUUGGCAGCGAGUGCCUCGAUGCCGCGUCACGGAACGGAUUACGGAUAGCACAGGACGGCAGCAUCGGAGGAGAGUAGACUUGGUUCUAGUUCAUGGAACUGUUGUUGAGGCAAGGCGAUGGAUCGCCCGGUGACAUAUUCAGGUUCACCGUCCGUUUGAGCUGCUUCUGUGGUGGCAUCCCUGGUUCACUUUUGCCUGGUGAUCAGGGUGGGUGCCGCUAGUUUCUUAUCUGGGGAGGUCAGCGAGAAUGCGAGAUGCUGGCUGUUUUCUUCAUGCCUUCCUUUUGACCUCUUUAGCCAUACUCGGAUUAUUACUAGCUA